Molecule: messenger RNA, 1358 nt
Organism: Bradysia coprophila
Lineage: Eukaryota; Metazoa; Arthropoda; Insecta; Diptera; Sciaridae
Gene: Amacr
Product: Alpha-methylacyl-CoA racemase
Biological process (GO): bile acid metabolic process
Cellular component (GO): mitochondrion
Molecular function (GO): alpha-methylacyl-CoA racemase activity
Source: RefSeq, a predicted model, not a curated record
ACGAUCCAACAAGCGCUUAGUGGGAUUUUGUUGAGUUGAUAAUGAUUUUCAAACGCCAAAACACUUUUCGCAUAGCAGUUCAAAGAUUAAGUGGUUUUUGGAUGUUCAUCGUAUACUUAGUAUUAAAUUGAAUUUACAAACUGCAAUAUGGCACUAAAAGGAGUAAGGGUUAUUGAACUGGCAGGCCUUGCACCUGGACCAUUUUGCGGAAUGAUUCUAUCCGACUUUGGAGCUUCGGUCACGAAAAUUGAUAGAACAUUGAACAAUAGACUCGACUGUCUAGGACAGGGAAAAACAACACUUCCACUCAAUUUAAAAAGUCCGAAAGCUCAGACAAUCCUGCGAAAACUGGUAACGAAAUCCGAUGUUAUUAUUGAACCGUUUCGUCCUGGAGUAAUGGAAAAAUUGGGUCUCGGUCCGGAUGUUUUACUGAAAGAUAAUCCUGCGUUGAUCUAUGCUCGGCUAAGCGGUUUUGGCCAGACCGGUCCAUUGUCAGAAAGAGCAGGACAUGAUAUCAAUUACUUGGCAGUUUCUGGUGUUUUAUCCCUUCUCGGAGAAAAAGAAUCGAAACCGAAACCUCCAGUGAAUCUAUUGGCUGAUUUCGCUGGCGGUGGACUACUCUGUGCAUUCGGAAUUUGUGUGGCGUUAUUGGAACGGAGUCGAUCCGGUAAAGGUCAAGUAGUUGAUCAUUCGAUGACCGAGGGAGCUGCCUACGUAGCCUCGUGGCUUAUGAGAUCACGUGAACUGCCGAUAUGGGGCAACGUACGCGGGGACAAUAUGUUGGAUGGUGGUGCUUUCUUUUACGACACAUACGAAACGAAGGACCACAAAUAUAUGUCGGUUGGUGCCAUAGAACCACAAUUUUUUAAACAGUUCGUUGAUGGAUUGGGAUUGGAAGACAUCAGUCAAUUCGGCGACAACGAUGCUGCUAAAGCCAAAGUGACAGAAAUAUUUAGAACGAAAACCCAAAAGGAAUGGACCGACAUUUUUGAAGACAUAGAUGCGUGCGUGUUUCCGGUUGUUGAAUGGAAAGAUGCAAAAUUUCAUCGACAAAACAGUAGCAGGAAAAGCUUUGUCGAUAGUGUAGGUAGUGUCAUACCAACUCCAGCUCCAGUUUUAAGCAGAACACCAGGAAAGUCGGGUGUAUUGAAGGAGGAAACGAAUAAGGAGACCAUUGAGAGUUUACUGGAAGAAAUUGGUGUGAGUAGGGAUGAAAUUAAGGAAUUGUGCAGUGAGGGAGCACUUAAUUUGGAAUCAAAGUUAUAAAAUUUUGCUGCGCAGUACGAUGGUGAUGGUUGUAUGACAAAUGCAAUUUCUGCAUUUCUGUACUGUUGGGGAUAAAAUAAAGUGAACGUUGA